GUUCUCUAUUUCAACAGGUUUUGUGCAAUUAUUGGACAAACUGUGUCAUGUGACUUAAUUAUCUCGUUGAAAACAGCGGAUAGCAUAACAGCAGUUACAUUAUUGUGCACGACUUUCGACAUGUAGGGAGACUAUCAACUUGCUGGGAAACAAAGCAUUACAUACUCAGUAUGGAACGCUGAAGUCAUUGUACAAUGAAGUGUACCAUUUGCGGGAUGGAAGGUAGUCAAACACCAUGCGCGGUCUGCAAUGGGAAUAAAGAAGCCGCGCUUGGUGCGAAAGGAAAUGGCGAAACUAACACUGAAGUUGUUCAAGCAAACACGUGCCUUAUGUGCCAAUUGCAAACAACAAACAAGCAGUGUACAUGUGGAUUGCCUGAAGAAGAACAAAGCAAUGAAUCAACGCAAUGCGGUAUUUGUCUAAAAAAACAACAUGAAGAGCCGUCCAUCUACCCCAAACCUUAUCCUGUCGACGAAGACCAUUCACAAAGCGAUGCGUCAGAUUCUUUGACAAAGAGAAGUGGUGAAUUUAAAUUUGAGGCAAAUGUUAAUCAGUGGGAAAUAAUCUAUUCAAGAGAACCUGAGUCAUCAACAGAAGUACGUUUAUCCGGACAAGAUAAACAGAAAGUAUCUCUAUUAGAAGACACAGACCCAUUGUUCGAAUCAUAUACACGUCUUAACACAAUUCCCAUGACAAGAACCGCGCCUAAUCAAAAAGGCCAUACCAUUCAACGUGAUUCAAGAAUGAUUAAAGUAACAGAUGCCGACAAAUAUGAAACUGUAUUGGUCCCUAGUGAAAUGCUCCGAUCUGAAACGAAAGAAAGCAGGGAACCUGACAACGCAUUUAUGAAGGUUGAUUUCCAUGCAUAUGUUUCUGUUCAAAUGCUGCAAAAACCGGAGGAUAAGCUAUACAUACAGUUUGAUUGCAUAGAGUUAGGUGGAGUGGGAAGCCUUCGACAUGAAAUGAAGAAAGUGUGCAAUAUAAAGAAAUUCCAAACACUAUUCAUAGAAUAUGAAUACUCGAUUCUUUUACCGUUCAGGCUUGUUCAGGAAAAGUUACUUUACAAGUACUUUGCAUAUCACUUGACGUCUAGGAAAUAUUAUCGGGAGAAAUAUACUUCUGACACUGAAUGCUGUGACAGGACAUUAAUUGUUUGUCGUGAUUUUGCAAUGCAAAAAGCUGUAUGGCGGCAGUACGAUGGAAUCGUUGUUCCCGAACAAAAUGUGUUCCAAAAGUUGUAUUUCAGUGUGGUUCGUAUGUACACACAGUUUGCAAAAGGCUAUGUAAAUGAUCUAACCCCAAAACUGUUUGCUCAACCACUUAACUCACAGAUUAGAUCGUUGAUAGGAAGUGACAUUGAAAGCUGCAUAAUGCUUCUAGAUGGAGUGCGACGAGUUUAUGUACUUGACAUGAAAUGUUGGGAAACAUUUAACGAUUUUCAUAAAGAGGUGUCGGAGGAAGUCAUGCUUACUAACAUAAUUCAGGAAAUUUCAAGUCCAUCUUCAAAACAGAGUAGUACAGACCGAGUACUACAAGCGUUAAGCGUUGCAAUUGUUUGCGAGCGAGUCGGAAUCUCUUUAAAGCAGUCAAAUUGGGAGCGUGUGUGUGAAUGCCUGAUUUUGUCCGUGGAUUCUGAAAAUACACAUGUAGUGGAAAUUGAAUCAAUACGUAACUGUUUUGAAAAGAGCCAAAUCAAGGAUGCUCUUCAAUUUCUUAUCGGAUGCGUUUCUAACUAUGACAAAAAAGUCCAACCAUCUUGGUUGUUUUGCCUACCUCUUCUGCACAUCAUGCUGGACAUAUGCGAACCAUUCGUGGAACCAGACCCCAGUUUGGAUAUUUCGUUAGAAAGUUGGUGGGGUACAAACGAUGUGCUCAAUGUUGUAAAGGCCACGUGCUUAAAAGAAAGUAACCAUCUUGCUAUCUUACGGUUAUUGAGACCUCUUUACAAAAUGGACUACUUUUUAUCUCGAACAAUCGCGAAGACUAUUCAGAUCAAUGACUGUCGUGUCUUAUCGAGUGAUCUUCUGUCGCUGGAUUCUGUUUGUGCAAUAUUACUUCAAGAAGCUAUUAGAGGAUGCCCAACAACGAUUAUGGAAGAAGCUUAUAACAACGUCGUCGUUCGCUUAAAAAGCAAAAGUAGCUUUGACGAUGAUGACGGUUCCGAAGGACGUUGUUGGGUUGCAUAUCAAAUAGCGUACCGUUUUGCUCGGCAACAUUCAAGGACCGAUUCUCCAAACUUGUUGUUGAAUUGCUUACACAUAUUUCUGCAUUGUGUUGCAAGAUAUGACAACAUUUUGAGGGUCAAACACUUGGCGACAAAUGUCAACUCUGAACAUGUUGAGCAACAUGAACACUUGGAUCAUGUAAAGGAAAUUGCAGAUUCAUGUUUGGGACAACUGCCCUCCAUGAAAUAUAGCAAUUUGUUUGAAUAUCUAAAGACUUGGAAACUGGCUUUUCCCAAAACGUUGCCGUCUAAAAGGGUUCGAACAAUUUGGAUAAAUGCGGCUUCAAUUACAUUUAAAGUCGCGUGUUUUCAUUGUAUCAAGUUCUUCCAAACAGACAAUUUUCUCGAGCACUAUUGUUCAGGAGAAGGAAAGUACAGCCAGCCAAUGUAUACCUGUCUCACCACAGUUGCUUUUAAGGUUAUUGAAAGCGGUAAGCUGAACCUUAAUUCUUCAAACAUGGCAGAAUCAAUGAUUCCGAAAUAUACUGCACUUCUGUCAGAACUGUUUCAAAGACACUGGGGCUCAUUUUCAAGUACAACUGACGUGGAGAGAGUUCUGGAACACGCGUUGAAUUGGGUUCCAAUGAAACCGUUCAUUGAGUACCAUAUACACAUUUUUUCAGAUGAUCUCCUUACUGGCACAACACGAGAAAAAUGACCGAAAUAUGCCAUGUAUUAAAGACAUUAAGUAAAUCAAUAAUAAACGGGGAAGUGACCGUUUAUUUGCUUGAAGUUGUGAGCGCAAAUGCGAU
Dreissena polymorpha is the source of this 2976-nucleotide messenger RNA. RefSeq lists its product as uncharacterized. Lineage: Eukaryota; Metazoa; Mollusca; Bivalvia; Myida; Dreissenidae. The coding region runs from base 195 to 2882 and encodes 895 amino acids. The record is from RefSeq and is a predicted model, not a curated record. The transcript is spliced from 16 exons.